This is a messenger RNA of Hibiscus syriacus, 527 nucleotides long. Its product is annotated as diphthamide biosynthesis protein 3-like. Gene Ontology annotation, molecular function: metal ion binding. NCBI's taxonomy places the organism in Eukaryota, Viridiplantae, Streptophyta, Magnoliopsida, Malvales, Malvaceae. Gene Ontology annotation, cellular component: cytosol; nucleus. Bases 76 to 324 code for a protein of 82 amino acids. Gene Ontology annotation, biological process: protein histidyl modification to diphthamide; tRNA wobble uridine modification. The record is from RefSeq and is a predicted model, not a curated record. The transcript has a single exon.
UCAAAGGGAUCUUCUUCUUCCCGAACACAAAACUUCGAAAGAAAAAAAACCCUGCAACUUUGAUUGGCCAGAACGAUGUCGUACGACGACGUGGAAAUAGAGGACAUGCAGUGGAACGAGGAAUUGCAGGCGCACACUUAUCCAUGCCCAUGCGGCGAUCUAUUCCAGAUCACGAAAGAAGACCUAAAGCUCGGCGAGGAAAUCGCCCGUUGCCCAAGUUGUUCUCUCUACAUCACGGUCAUCUACAACGCCGAGGACUUCGCCGACAACAAAUCUAAGAACGGUCUCGAUCCUCAAAAAGGGCAAGCAGUCGCCGUUGCUUGAGGCUUUAAAGGUCAUUAUUAUUUCUCUGUUCUCUUUUAUUACGGAUUAGUUCCUUUACGUGAUUUGAAUUAGCAUUGAUUAAGAAAAUAAUUUUCAUGUAACUCUGUUGUCGUGAGGUUCUUGUAUCACUGGUUAUACUUGAUUGAAAAUUGUAAAUCAAUUUGAUAUGUUAAAUACAAUAUGAGAUGGAUGCAUUUUUUUCA